Besnoitia besnoiti is the source of this 5391-nucleotide messenger RNA. RefSeq names its product putative cell-cycle-associated protein kinase SRPK. The coding region runs from base 1 to 5391 and encodes 1796 amino acids. Gene Ontology annotation, molecular function: protein kinase activity; ATP binding. The record is from RefSeq and is a predicted model, not a curated record. Gene Ontology annotation, biological process: regulation of mRNA processing; spliceosomal complex assembly; protein phosphorylation. NCBI's taxonomy places the organism in Eukaryota, Apicomplexa, Conoidasida, Eucoccidiorida, Sarcocystidae. The transcript has 16 exons.
AUGGUGCUUCAGCGAAACCGCCGACGGCAGAGGAAGAAGAAGGGAGGUGGCGCGCCGCCGCCAGGUGCACUCGCCGCGGCUGCAGCAGCAGGUCGACUGCAGCUGGCGAGCGAGGACGACGGGGCGGGGAGCAGCGGCGAGAUCACGUGCUCAGGAGAUGCUCCACGUCUCGUCUCAGGAAGUGGUGCGCCGCACGCGUUCCACGACGACGACACAUCCUUCUUCUCGCCGGUGUCCAGCUCAGUUCAUCUGCCUGGAGGCGGCGCAGUGGAGAUGCUUGGGAAGCCGCGUCAGCGCCAGGCGCGCGCGGCGCAGGGCGGGGUCGACUCCAGAAACAGCGUCGAGAAGCGCGAGUACGGAGGCAGUGGCGAGGAGGGCGAUGGUGUCGAGCCGAGAGAGGAAGAGGGCGAAUGGAGCGUCACAGACAGCGACGGACAGUAUUCCAAGCACGAGUCCGACGACGACGAAUUCGAGACGUCGCCGCGCCGAAUCGACAACGAAGAAGGCGACUCGUCCUACUCGUCGCCGGGGGAAGAAGUUGAGGAAGGGUACGACGACGAGAGCAAUCCUCCCCUGGACAUGAGCGGCGACGACGAAGGCGAGGACGAUGAAUACGAUGAGGACGAAGACGAAUACGGGGACUCUGCUGGCGAUCUGAGUCAGCAGGAAGAUGACGCCAGCCCCGGCUCGCGGAAGAGCCCCGACGCGUGCGGCUCGGGCGGGGCCUCGCGAGAAACCACCGGCUCGGUCGCCCCCGGUGUGGGCUCUGCGGGCGCCCAGGGCGACGCCGCAGACGCAGACGACGACGCAGCGCGAGCCAACAUGGAGAGCGACAUGUACUUCACCGAAAGCGACGAUGAGGACGCCAAGGAGUACAAAAAGGGUGGAUACCAUCCCGUAGAAAUUGGCGAAAUCUACAACCGCCGCUAUCGAAUCGAAGCCAAGCUGGGAUGGGGGCAUUUCAGCACCGUCUGGCUCGCUACAGAUCUUCAGUCGUCGCCUUUGGAGUACGUUGCGAUCAAAUUUCAGAAGAGCGCAAAGCACUAUACAGAGGCGGCUGUCGACGAAGUGCAUCUUCUCACGGCCGUCAAGAAAGGCGUCGAGAACGCGAUCUGGCGAGAAGCCUCCAAGAGCUACAGUGAUAUUGUGAAGGAGCGCCUAGCGGAGGCUGGCCCUCUCGAGACGAAUAACUCGUGUCUCCCCCCACCGCCCUUUUCCCCAACUUCUUCGCGAACGCCUCCGCCGGUCGUUGUCUUUAAAGAGAACUUCACACACAAGGGCCCUCACGGCGAGCACAUGUGCCUCGUCUUUGAAGUUCUUGGCCCGAACUUGCUCUCGCUGAUCAAGCGGUUUAACUUUCGAGGGCUGCCGAUGAAUCUCGUGAGGCGCGUGGCGACAGACGUCCUCUACGGGCUGUCCUACCUGCAUGAUGUCUGCGACAUCAUCCAUACAGAUCUGAAGCCUGAGAACGUCUGCGUCUCGGCGUACCCGCUGCCGCCGCCGGUGCCGCCGACUGGCGGCGCGGGCCUGGUGCCUUCGUUGCUUUCUGCAGAGAGCCGCAAGCGCGAACGCAGAAAGCGUAAGAAGCAAAACAGGAAGCAGCGCAAGAAGGCCCAGGCUGCCGCGGAGGCCGCGGCCGCAGAGAAAGACGGCGCCGAGGAGAAGCUGGACAAGGGCGAGGCCGCCGAAGACGAUGAGGAGGACGACGAGCCAGGCGCAGAGAACGCGGGGGAGGACGCAGAAGGCGGAAAAGACGCAGAGGGGCAGCCACAAGCGGCCGGCGACCUCCACGGGGCCGCCGCGGGCAAGGUGGAGGACCAAAGAGAAGAAGAAAGUGCAGAGAACACGCCGCCCUACGUGAAGGGCAAAUUGCGCCCGAGCCGCUCAGACCCGUCACUUCUCACUUCGUAUACAGACAGCAUCCACGCUGUACAGGGAACACUCAACAAGCACAUGUAUAACUACGUCGGCUACUCGCAGUUCCGCAGCCCUGCGGCCUACUGCUGCCCUCGCAGCGGGCGCCGCGUGAUGUAUUGGCUCCCGAUCGACUACGACGAGAGGGAGGAGGCGUGCGACGCGAAGGACAAGGGGCCGCAGCCGACUGGAAAGAAGGGCGGAAAGAGGAAGAAGGGAAAGAAGGCGAAGGCCGCCGCCGGCGAGGACGCGAAGGCGCCGACGGCCACCGGCGCCCAGGUCGGCGGCGACAAACCGGCAGCUCCUGCGAAGAAGAAUGAAGAGGGCGACGCGGCGGCGGCGGCGCAGAAGAAGAAGCGCGUCCCAGGAAAGGAGGCUCAGCAACUGCCGCUGCUUCACGACGACCUCCUCCUGCACCCAGUCGCCGAGGGCAUCUACGCCAAACAACAGAAAGCGUCGCCUGGCGGAGGCGCCGGAAAGGGGGACAGCCCCCAGGGCGACGCCGCGGCCGCCAAAAAGGGCGAGGAAGAAGGAACGACCAACGACAGCGACGUCCUCAUGUGGGGGCCCUACGUGAAGCUUGCGCCGGGCGAAGACCCCCCGAAGGAGAUGACCGUCGUCAACACCACGGAGGGACGCAUCUGCAUCAAGCCGCUUCCCCCCUCGUCGUUUGUCUUUGAGCAACCGAGGGCGGUGUACAAGCUCUGCGACUUGGGGAACGCCUGCUGGGGCAAUGAGCACUUCACAGAGGACAUUCAGACGAGGCAGUAUCGCUCUCCCGAGGUGAUCAUUCGAGCAGGCUACGACUGCUCUGCCGACGUCUGGUCCUUUGCCUGCAUGCUGUUCGAGUUGAUCACCGGCGACUACCUCUUCGACCCGAAGUCGUCGCAGUCUUUUGACCGCGACGAAGAUCAUCUGGCGCUGAUUAUCGAGCUGCUGGGUCUUUUCCCGACUGACUUCGUCAGCCGCGGGCGGCUCUCGAACAAAUACUUCCGCGGAAACAGCAGCCAGCUGCGCCGCAUUCAGCAGCUCCGCUUCUGGCCCUUGGAUGCCGUCCUGCGGGAGAAGUAUCACCUGCCGGCGAUUGAGGCGGAGUCGCUGUCGGACUUUCUGCUUCCCAUGCUCGUCAUCGAUCCGCAGCACCGCCAGUCAGCGGCCCAGAUGCUUCAGCAUCCCUGGCUCCGCAUGCGCACCAUGCAGGACGAGAUUGUCUAUGCGCAGAUGCGGCGCAACAUGCAUGUGAGCCAUCCGGCGAUCGACGGCCUUCUUCAUACUGCGCCGGCGGAGGAGGAGGAUGCGCCCCUGGCGCGGCCUGCGCCUCGCAGCAUCGCCGCGCACGACGCGUUGACUGCGUCGCUAGUCUCCGGCGCGGCGCCAGGCGCCUCGCAGGCGGCGUUGGUCGCCGCGCAGCACCUCGCGCACACGCAUCUCCCGUACGAGAGUCUCUUCGCGGCAGGCCUCGAAUCUGCCGGGGCGGCUGCCGGCACGGGCGUCGCAGCCCUUGCUGCGCCCCCCACGGCGAAGAGCCCCGCGUCCCCCGCCUUGGUGGGAGGCACCUCGUCACCUCUGGUCGCAGGCGCCGGCGGAGCGUCCGCGCCCGCGCGGAACGCCUACGCGAGUGGCGCCCUGGAAGCAGCUGUCGCGGCUCUCGCGCGGCCUUCCGCAGCUUCUUCGGCGCCCGGCGCGAGCUCAGUCUCUCUCUCCUCGGCGGCUGUGGGCCUCGCGGUCGUCUCGGGCGGGGUUGGAGCCGCGCGCCUUCCGGGCACGCUCUCGCCCGUCGUCACUGUGGAGGCAGGGGAACACGCCGGCCCGCAGCCCGACCAGACGUCUCCUGUCUCGGCCUGCUCGCCGCUGGCCUCUCACCCGGCGUAUCCGCUCGCUGCAGAACCGCGCAGCCCGCUGCCUCCGGCGGCGGCCGCGGGGGUCGCACCCGAGGGAGCGCCGGCAGCCGGGGAGCGAGGCGAAGAAGUGAACAGUACACGAAGCGGCGGGGCGGCUGCCGCGUUUCUGGGAGACUCACCGCUCACCGGAGCGACGUUCCAUCUCGGCGCGCCCCAGCAGCCCGUCUCUGCUUUCGGCGCUGAAGUCAGCGGCGCCGCAGGGAGCCUCUUCAGUCCGCAGCUGCCGCCGCAGGAGCUCCAGCAGCUCCUUAUGCUUCUGCCGGCGGAAAAACAGCAGGCGCUUCUACAGGAACACAGCGUCGUGAGCGCGGCAGCGAGGGCCGUCGUGGACUCGCCUGUCGCAGUCCGAGGAACCAUUUCCUUGGAUGGGUUCGACCAGACGUUUCUCGUCGGGCGAGUGGAGCAGGCGCCAACGACUUCGUCGCCGCCAAGCACGUCUUUCGCACUCGGCCGCGGGACGGGGUUGAGGACGCCCCUGUCGGCGCGGCCCUCUGUCAGCGACCAGGGGCCUGCAUCCGCGGCUGAACUUGCCGCGGUGGCGUCGUCGUCUGCGCGGGGUCCCGUGGCCCGCCUGAGCCAAGCGCUAGGGGCUGAGGAGCAACUGGGCAGCGCCGACCGCCGCUCGGAGUCUUUCGACAAACAGGAGCAGCUGCGCCAGCAAGUGCUCGCUGGCGUUGCCUCGUCCAUUAUUGGCGCGGAUCGUCGCGUCCUGAACAGUACCGACGGCUUCGCGGCCAUGCAGCAACAAUCUUGCUCGUCUUUUACUCCUCUGGGCACGCCCGGCGACGCGCGCGUGGAUAGCCGCAUUUUAGGGACUUGCGCGUCGGAUCUCGACUUUUCGAGUGAAGCAGCUUUGACAACUGACGUGGCUGGAGCAGACGCGCGAGGUGCCGUUCACGUGCUUCUUCCUGGGGCGGACGGUCGCAGCCAGCCACAAGCCAGCCGCAGCACGCUUCCCAGCAGCUCGGCGAGCGGGAGCUUCCCGUGGCCUGUGCAAGGUCAACAACAGAUUACCAGCGCCGAGCUUCUCGCCGCGUUCAAGCAGGACCAGCGGCAGGUCGGCAGUUGCUUUUCGUUCGACAGCCACAACGCUGGCCCGGUGUCGUCCGGCGCCCAGGUCAAAGCCGGCGGCGCGUCCGAUCUAAAGCAACACAUUCCGUACGGGACGUGCGCAGCGCAGCAGCUUGCGCUUGCAGGAGCUCCCGGCGUCGAGUCCUUCGGAUCACAACAGGUGCAUCCGAUUGGAGGCGGCAGAGAAAAUGCAUUUUCUGGAGUCACGAGGAAGGAAGACGAGCGGGGGUGGCAACCGACGGCAGUCGCUGCGUGCCAGCAGUGGCGCCCGGACUGUCCAAGCAUCAACUUCCACCCGUUCCCGGCCCACCGUCACCAGCAGCUGGAGCAGUUGGUGUCCCAAGACGGAGUUCAACGUCAGAUGCAGCACAAGUUUCAGGGGGGCGAGAAAGACCAGCGUGAAAAAUUGAAGCAGCAGCUUUUGCGUCAGCAGGAGGACCUCACUCGCCUGCUAGGGAGGGCGCAACAACAGUUUCAGCAACAGCAGCAGCUGCAGCAACAGUGA